Messenger RNA from Arabidopsis lyrata subsp. lyrata, 1005 nucleotides. RefSeq names its product translocator protein homolog. Lineage: Eukaryota; Viridiplantae; Streptophyta; Magnoliopsida; Brassicales; Brassicaceae. Bases 247 to 837 code for a protein of 196 amino acids. The record is from RefSeq and is a predicted model, not a curated record. The transcript has a single exon. Gene Ontology annotation, cellular component: membrane.
GUCCACUCUUUUUCACUAAGUCGGUCGAUUAAUAUCCAAAAACAAAACAAUUAUUUAACAUUCCACGUGUACACAUCACUGGCCACGUGUCUCUCCACCACCAGAGCCUUGGCCUCUUUGCUUCUUCUUCUCUAUUAAUAUCAUCAUCUCCUGAUUAUACUCUUCUGACCAAGCUGCUUCUUCAACUUCUUCUCCAUCUCAAAUUUCAAUAAUCUUGUUUCUUCGUUCCUGUUUCGGACUUUUGUAAUGGAUUCUCAGGACAUCAGAUACCGUGGCGGAGACGACAGAGACGCUGCAACAACGGCUAUGGCUGAGACAGAGAGGAAAAACGCUGACGACAACAAAGGAAAACGCGAUCAAAAGAGGGCCAUGGCGAAGCGCGGUCUGAAAUCUCUGACUAUAGCGGUUGCGGCUCCUGUGCUCGUGACGCUCUUCGCCACGUAUUUCCUCGGCACAAGCGACGGCUACGGAAAUCGAGCUCGGUCGUCGUCGUGGAUCCCACCUCUGUGGCUCCUACACACCACGUGUCUCGCGUCGAGCGGUCUGAUGGGAUUGGCUGCGUGGCUUGUAUGGGUCGACGGUGGCUUCCACAAGAAGCCCAAUGCUCUGUAUCUUUACUUGGCUCAGUUUAUGCUCUGUUUGGUUUGGGAUCCGGUUACGUUCCGGGCCGGGUCGGGAAUAGCCGGGCUUGCGCUGUGGUUGGGUCAAUCAGCUGCGUUGUUCGGAUGUUACAAGGCCUUUAGUGAGAUAAGUCCGGUCGCUGGUAAUCUGGUAAAGCCGUGUUUGGCUUGGGCUGCGUUUGUAGCCGCUGUUAAUGUAAAGCUUGCAGUCGCGUGAGAUCUGUAAACGCCACCAUGUUUGUAGAGUCAUAUGAGUGUUUUCUUUCGUUUUUGUGAUAUAUACAUAAAGAUGUCAUUGCCAUCCAAUGGUCUACUCAUUGUAGAGUAAUAGACAUGAACAUGAUAUACUUGAGAAAUAAUGUGAUAUCUCUGCAUCUUUUUUUUU